Molecule: messenger RNA, 2379 nt
Organism: Phyllopteryx taeniolatus (common seadragon)
Lineage: Eukaryota; Metazoa; Chordata; Actinopteri; Syngnathiformes; Syngnathidae
Exons: 1
Coding region: 12-2279 (755 amino acids)
Molecular function (GO): catalytic activity
Source: RefSeq, a predicted model, not a curated record
AGCCCGGAUAAAUGCAGAGGGUUGCGUCAGGAAGGGCAUCCGGCUUAAAACCUUGCCAAACAAAUAUGAGCGUUCAUCCAAAGAAUUCCAUACCGGAUCGGUCGUGGCCCGGGUUAACAACGUCCGCCACCGGCGCCGUCAACCUGCAGGGCGCUGUUGGAAAUUCAGCUACUGUGGGUCGAAGUCGAAGUCAAAGAAGAAGAAGAAGAAGAGGUGGAAAGCGGGUUCUUCGGCAGAAAGAGAAGAGGAAAACACAGAGCCUAGAACUGAAUGUGGGGACUUUGAAUGUUGGGACUAUGACAGGAAAAUCUCGGGAGUUGGUUGACAUGAUGAUUAGGAGAAAGGUUGAUAUAUUGUGUGUCCAGGAGACCAGGUGGAAAGGCAGUAAGGCUAGAAGUUUAGGGGCAGGGUUUAAAUUAUUUUACCAUGGUGUAGAUGGGAAGAGAAAUGGAGUCGGGGUUAUUUUAAAAGAAGAGUUGGCUAAGAAUGUCUUGGAGGUGAAAAGAGUAUCAGAUCGAGUGAUGAGGCUGAAAUUUGAAAUUGAGGGUGCUAUGUGUAAUGUGAUUAGUGGCUAUGCCCCACAGGUAGGAUGUGACCUAGAGGUGAAAGAGAAAUUCUGGAAGGAGCUAGAUGAUGUAGUUCUGAGCAUCCCAGACAGAGAGAGAGUCGUAAUUGGUGCAGAUUGUAAUGGACAUGUUGGUGAAGGUAAUAAGGGUGAUGAAGAAGUGAUGGGUAAGUACGGUAUCCAGGAAAGGAACUUGGAGGGACAGAUGGUGGUAGACUUUGCAACAAGGAUGCAAAUGGCUGUAGUGAACACUUUUUUCCAGAAGAGGCACGAACAUAGGGUGACCUACAAGAGCGGAGGUAGAAGCACACAGGUGGAUUACAUCUUGUGCAGACGAUGUAAUCUGAAGGAGGUUACCAACUGUAAGGUAGUGGUAGGGGAGAGUGUGGCUAGACAGCAUAGGAUGGUGGUGUGUAAGAUGACUCUGGUGGUGGGGAGGAAAAUUAGGAAGACAAAGGCAGAGAAGAGAACCAUGUGGUGGAAGCUGAGACAGGACGAGUGUUGUGCAGCUUUUCGGGAAGAGGUGAUACAGGCUCUCGGUGGACGGGAAGAGCUUCCAGAAGACUGGACCACUGCAGGCAAGGUGAUCAGAGAAGCAGGCAGGAGAGUACUUGGUGUAUCUUCUGGCAGGAAAGGAGAGAAGGAGACUUGGUGGUGGAACCUCACAGUACAGGAAAUCAUACAAGGAAAACGGUUAGCUAAGAAGAAGUGGGACACUGAGAGGACCGAGGAGAGGCGAAAGGAAUACAUUGAGAUGCGACACAGGGCAAAGGUAGAGGUGGCAAAGGCAAAACAAGAGGCAUAUGAUGACAUGUAUGGCAGGUUGGACACUAAAGAAGGAGAAAAGGAUCUAUACAGGCUGGCCAGACAGAGGGAUAGAGAUGGGAAGGAUGUGCAGCAGGUUAGGAUGAUUAAGGAUAGAGAUGGAAAUAUGUUGACUGGUGCCAGCAGUGUGCUAGGUAGAUGGAAAGAAUACUUCGAGGAGUUGAUGAAUGAGGAAAAUGAUAGAGAAGGGAGAGUAGAAGAGGCAAGUGUGGUGGACCAGGAAGUGGCAAUGAUUAGUAAGGGGGAAGUUAGAAAGGCAUUAAAGAGAAUGAAAAAUGGAAAGGCAGUUGGUCCUGAUGACAUUCCUGUGGAGGUAUGGAAGCAUCUAGGAGAGGUGGCUGUGGAGUUUUUGACCAGCUUGUUCAAUAGAAUUCUAGUGCGUGAGAAGAUGCCUGAGGAAUGGAGGAAAAGUGUACUGGUGCCCAUUUUUAAGAACAAAGGUGAUGUGCAGAGCUGUGGCAACUAUAGAGGAAUAAAGUUGAUGAGCCACACAAUGAAGUUAUGGGAAAGAGUAGUGGAGGCUAGACUCAGGACAGAAGUGAGUAUUUGCGAGCAACAGUAUGGUUUCAUGCCUAGAAAGAGUACCACAGAUGCAUUAUUUGCCUUGAGGAUGUUGAUGGAAAAGUACAGAGAAGGUCAGAAGGAGCUACAUUGUGUCUUUGUAGAUCUAGAGAAAGCCUAUGACAGAGUACCCAGAGAGGAACUGUGGUACUGCAUGCGGAAGUCUGGAGUGGCAGAGAAGUAUGUUAGAAUAAUACAGGACAUGUACGAGGGCAGCAGAACAGCGGUGAGGUGUGCUGUCGGUGUGACAGAAGAAUUUAAGGUGGACGUGGGACUGCAUCAGGGAUCAGCCCUGAGCCCCUUCCUUUUUGCAGUGGUGAUAGGCUGACAGAUGAGGUGAGACUGGAAUCCCCGUGGACCAUGAUGUUUGCAGAUGACAUUGUGAUCUGCAGUGAAAGCAGGGAGCAGCUGGAGGAACAGUUAGAAAG